Molecule: messenger RNA, 3313 nt
Organism: Nicotiana tabacum (common tobacco)
Lineage: Eukaryota; Viridiplantae; Streptophyta; Magnoliopsida; Solanales; Solanaceae
Product: putative linoleate 9S-lipoxygenase 5
Biological process (GO): lipid oxidation
Molecular function (GO): metal ion binding; protein binding; oxidoreductase activity, acting on single donors with incorporation of molecular oxygen, incorporation of two atoms of oxygen
Source: RefSeq, a predicted model, not a curated record
UUAAACAUCUCUAUCGGUCAAGUUGUAAAGUUUCUGCUUAUCAAUCACAUUACAUUUAUAACUGUUCUCACUUUUAUUUGUACCCCUAUUCCAUCUCUCUAUUGAUUGUCACUUUCAGUGAGUGAAUCAGUAAGUGUGAAACAAGGAGAAGACCAAGAAUAUAGAGGAAAACAGGGCAAAGAAGAAGAGUUCAAAGCAAUUAAUGAAAAUACAUGGGCUGCAGUAAGCUUAUAGUAAAUGGCAAGUAUAAGAAGAGUACAAGUUGGUCGUAAAAGAAUACCAGAUUCUUGGUCAAGAAGUUGUGAACAUACUUAUUGCCAAGUCUACCACUGCUACAGUAGCUCCAAUUGGAGAGAUGCUGGACAAAUUGCUUCAAGUGGUUUGUGGCAAGAACCAUGAGCCUACAAUAGAAGAUAACAACUUUAACAAUAAUACCAAUGGGAAGAAAGUCAGAGGGACAGUUGUAUUGAUGAAAAAGAAUGUAUUGGACUUGAAGGAUGUUGGUGCUUCUUUCCUUGAUAGAGUUCAUGAAGUCUUUGGCAAAGGUGUCUCUUUGCAGCUCAUCAGUGCUGACCAUGCAGAAUCUGGAAAUGGAUGUAAAGGGAAGUUGGGAAAACCAGCAUUCUUGGAGAAAUGGAUGUCCACUUUGACUUCAAUAUCAGCGGGAGAUGCUACAUUUAAUGUGACAUUUGACUGGGAUGAGUCCAUGGGAGUUCCUGGAGCUUUCAUAAUCAAAAACUAUCACCACAGCCAGUUUUACCUCAGGACAGUCAUUUUAGAAGAUGUUCCUGGACAUGGUCAACUUCAUUUUGUGUGUAAUUCAUGGGUGUAUCCAGCACAUCGCUACAAAUACAACCGAGUAUUUUUUUCAAACAAGACAUACCUGCCAAGCAACACACCGGAACCCCUUCGACCAUACAGGGAAGAGGAGCUUCUUAAUCUUCGUGGAAGCGGUUCAGGCAUGCUCAAGGAGUGGGACAGAGUGUAUGAUUAUGCAUUCUACAAUGAUCUAGGAUUUCCAGAUAAGGGGCCGGAAUCUGUUCGUCCUGUGCUUGGUGGGUCGAAGGAAUACCCAUAUCCUCGUAGAGGCAGGACAAGCCGUCGACCAACUAAAACAGAUCCUAACUCAGAGAGCCGGUUGCCACCUUUAGGUUUGAACAUAUAUGUUCCACGGGACGAACGUUUCACUCAUGUGAAGCUUUCGGAUUUCCUUGCAUAUGCUGUUAAAUCUCUGGGUCAGGUCCUCAUUCCUGAGAUUGUUGCUUUAUUUGACAAAACCUUCAACGAGUUUGAUAGCUUUGAAGACGUACUCAAGCUCUAUGAAGGUGGAAUUAAGCUGCCUGACCAUCAUUUAAACAAACUCAGGCAAUGUAUCCCAUGGGAGAUGCUCAAAGAACUAGUCCGCUCCGAUGGUGAACCAUUUCUCAAAUUUCCGAUGCCUGAUGUAAUCAAAGUGGAUAGGUCUGCCUGGAGGACAGAUGAAGAGUUUGGACGGGAAAUGCUAGCUGGAGUCAACCCUGUUAUCAUUCGACGUCUUCAGGAGUUUCCCCCAGCUAGCAAGUUGGAUCCUAAAGUAUAUGGUAAUCAGACCAGUUCAAUCACAAGGGAGGACAUAGAGAAAAACAUGGAUGAACUAACUGUAGAUGAAGCAAUUGAGUAUAAUAAGCUCUUCAUUUUGGACCAUCAUGAUGCGUUGAUGCCUUAUCUCAGACGGAUUAAUACAACAAAUACAAAGACGUAUGCCAGUCGGACUCUCCUUUUUCUUCAAGAUAAUGGAACAUUGAGGCCACUUGCAAUUGAGUUGAGCUUACCUCAUCCACAAGGAGAUAAACAUGGUGCCACCAGCCUUGUAUUUACACCAGCCGACGAAGGUGUUGAAGGCUCUGUCUGGCAGCUGGCCAAAGCUUAUGCCGCUGUAAAUGACUCUGGCUAUCAUCAGCUCGUCAGUCAUUGGUUAAAUACUCAUGCAGUUAUAGAGCCAUUUGUGAUUGCUACAAAUAGACAUUUGAGCGUACUUCAUCCAAUAUUCAAGCUAUUACAACCUCAUUUCCGCGAUACCAUGUAUAUUAAUGCUUUGGCUCGGCAGAUUCUCAUAAAUGCAGGUGGAGUACUUGAGCUGACAGUUUUUCCGGGUAAAUAUGCCAUGGAGAUGUCUUCUAUUGUCUAUAAGAACUGGGUGUUCACCGAGCAAGGACUCCCUGCUGAUCUGCUUAAGAGAGGAGUAGCAGUGCCAGACUCAAGCCAGCCCUUUGGCCUUAGACUUCUAAUAGAGGAUUAUCCUUUUGCUGUAGAUGGGCUUGAGAUCUGGUCAGCAAUUGAAGCCUGGGUAAAUGACUACUGUUCAUUCUAUUACCCAACAGACGACAUGAUCCAAGAUGAUACUGAGCUCCAGUCAUGGUGGACGGAAGUUCGCAAUGAAGGUCAUGGUGACUUGAAAGAUGAACCAUGGUGGCCUCAGAUGCAGACCCGAGCUGAACUCGCCGAAGCAUGCACAAUUAUCAUAUGGGUAGCUUCUGCUCUUCACGCAGCUGUCAACUUCGGGCAGUAUCCUUAUGCUGGUUACCUCCCAAAUCGCCCAACCGUAAGCCGCCGAUUCAUGCCUGAGCCAGGCACCCCUGAAUAUGCUGAGCUUGAGUCAAACCCUGACCUUGCCUUCCUGAAGACAAUCACAGCCCAGUUCCAAACUCUGCUAGGUGUUUCUUUAAUAGAAAUAUUGUCACGACAUUCUUCAGAUGAGAUAUAUCUGGGACAGAGAGAUACUCCCGAGUGGACCUCAGAUAUUCAACCGCGACAGGCAUUUCAAAGAUUCCAUGACAGAUUAGUCGAAGUGGAGAACAGAAUAGUGGAAAGGAACAAUGACAGCAGAUGGAAGAAUCGCAACGGACCAGUAAAGGUGCCAUAUAUGUUGCUAUACCCCAAUGCCUCAGGUGACAAUAGUGAAAGUGGACUUACUGGAAAAGGAAUUCCCAAUAGUGUCUCAAUUUGAGGUUCUACAGCACGAAUAGCUGAUAUAUAGCUUUUGCAGUCCUCGUCAACCUGCAGAAAUCAUCCGCAACUUAAGCAGGAGUGGCAACAGAUGUGUGUAGAUCUAUUUUUAUGUCAAUAUUUGUUUAGCCAAAUUCCAUUAUUGUUAGUGUGUGUUUUUACAAUAAAAUCAAUGAGCAAAUCCCCUCAUUUUCCCCCACCUUGUAAUCUCUGCUUAAAUGUAAAAAGGUGGAAAUUCAACAGCUUCAUGACUAGGAGCCCAAGAAAAGAAACGGAAGCAAUGGGUCCUUGUUUAUGUCAAACACGUUACAAUAGUAUUUUUUUCUUC